AUGGAUUUCUCAGGCUUCGGUGACAACACUGACCCUACCCGCACUCCCGGCAACUCUUCUACACCCAGCAACACCCCUUCAACAAAUGUAGCUACCACCAAUGUCCCUGACACUCAGGAGUCGCAGAAUGUUCAAGCGGGUCCCUCUGUACCACCGCUAGCUGGAGCCACGGCCCAGAACCCCAUCGACAUUGACGACCCUACUUGGUGGGGCUAUCACAUCCGAUCGCCUAGUGACGCCUACGACGAGACUGAAGACUACGGACUUGGCGAAGAGGUGGCAGACGGUCCGCCUCCUCCUGGACAAGAGGAAGAAUUGCACGCUGGUGAGGAAACUGCCCCUACCAACGCCACAGCAGGCACCUCUCGUCGCUCGGAUGGAAGAACCAACAACCGUUGGUCCGUUGAAGAGGAGUGGGAUCUGCUGCUGGCGUUCCUCGAAAAUCAGGAUGAGAUUACUCGGAGGACCGGGCAGCAGGGCAGGAGUUGGUACCCUUUCCUGCACGGCGUGCUUAGGCGUCGUCGUCCGGAGUGGCGUCACGACAGCGCUGCCAUCAAGGCCAAGCUUCAUCGACUGAAAGAUACCUGGAGGCGCUGGAAGGAGCGCGGCUUCAAUCACUCUGGCGGGGGGCGCCCACGUGGCCUUCCGGCGUGGUAUGACGUGGCGGACGAGAUCUGGGUUGAGCGCCCCGCGGCCGUCCCCCCUGUACUUGCAGGCACUGGUCUCCCACCGGCAGGUGCCACCGUACCGCCGCAGUCCGCGACUGGCGCACCUCCUGCGCACCGCCGGUUCCCAGUCAUUGCUGUGCCACCCGGACCCAUCGCGUCCGCGCCACCUCGUCUACCUGCGACCAACACUACACAGACUACUACGACCCGUCCGACUCGCCCCCGCGCAGCUUCACAGCCCGCUAACCCCGCGGGAACCCAAGGACCUCCAUCGACACCAUACCCCCUUCCGCCGCGCCAGUCGUACACACCGAAGCGGAUCCAGCCCCGCAGCUCACGGUGA
Messenger RNA from Closterium sp. Yama58-4, 1011 nucleotides. The record is from the annotation of a GenBank genome assembly. Lineage: Eukaryota; Viridiplantae; Streptophyta; Zygnematophyceae; Desmidiales; Closteriaceae.